This is a messenger RNA of Plodia interpunctella (Indianmeal moth), 2032 nucleotides long. RefSeq lists its product as uncharacterized. The record is from RefSeq and is a predicted model, not a curated record. Lineage: Eukaryota; Metazoa; Arthropoda; Insecta; Lepidoptera; Pyralidae. Bases 232 to 1395 code for a protein of 387 amino acids. The transcript has 3 exons.
AGUCAAUCAAUUUGAGACAACUGAGAAGACAAACAAAAUUGACCGAAUUCGAUCAAAUUGAAUUGUUUUGAAACUACAGAAGUUAGGUAUCUCGAUUUAUCUUUAUUAAAACAGAAAGAAAGAAAAUAUACGAAUUACCUAUAUAAAUUCUACGUUGUGUUAUGUCUUCAUUUUAAUUGAGAAUGUGUUCGGAAGAAAGAGUAAUUUUGUAUUCGAUAUAGUUUUUUUAUUAUGUCUGCUCGAAAUUAUCUCUCAGCUAGGGAGAAAAGUAAUAAAUUAGGAGAUUGCCUGCCGAACAUCAAUUAUCAGAAGUUUGGGUACCGUGCUGGACAAGAGUUUCCUACAUUCUCCGCCAAUACUAGCAGUAUUGUGAACAGAAAUUUAAACUACAAUUAUGAGCCCUAUGAUAGUGUUGAGCGCGCUGGGACACCAUUCUCUGAUUUUUUUUCUGAGAGUGAGACAGGUACUCCAGACUUGCAAAGUGAGGAAAGUGACAGCAGCGCUGGAUCAGCUCUAAGAAGAAAUACAGCUGAGGCCUCCAAGAUUCUAGCUGCGGAAUGGGAGAAGAUUGAGAGAACUUUAUAUGAUGAGGAAGGGGAGAAGUGUACCAGGCCUCAGAUCGUGGAGGAAUGUGAGCAGUGGAGGCAGUUGCAUCCUCAACUUAGAAUCAUCGGGAAGGGCCUGCCGUUGCCAGAGAAAAAGCUGUCCUAUCGGCAAAUAGACCACGAUGAAGUCAUAGCCGUGCAUUAUAGCGACUACGAACAAUUUAGCGAGAGUGAGGAGCGACUUUCACAGAGCAGCACCGACGUCACCCCACAAAAUUCCCCUCGAAUUUCCAUCUGCGAAGACCACGAGCCCAAACUGUCACGUGAGAAAAUCUCAUUCUAUCCUAUGUACGACGAGGGACCCACUUUACCUGACUCCUUCUGCUCGCUACUCCAAAUCACACCACUUCACAUACGGAGCCCUUCUCAGAGAAAAAGACAGAAUCCGUCUAUACUAAGAUCUGAAUUGGCUUCUUCACGCUGGAUGAGGACCUCGCGACCGGAUUCCUCCAUAAAUUGUGAUAGAAAUAGUGCUAAGUCAUUUGUUUCUUUAGAUACAAGGAACUAUGGGAAUGCCCUUAGUGCAUCGGAACGUAAUAAGUUGUACAAUCGAGUAGUCACAGCCAGACAUAGGGACCUCGCCAGGCUGGAGCCGUUGUGUUCGCCGGAGUUUCAAAAUAACGGUGACAUGUCUAGAUUGACCAAUGGGAUUCCUCAGCAGUACAGCUUAAGGAAGGUUUCAUUGCCGCCGCUUCUCCUUGAAGAGGAAAAGAAGAAAGUUACGUUAAAUUCGGCGAAGAAGUACAAAAUACGGAAGACAUUACCAAAGAAUAUUUUUCAGUUGAAGUGAUCAUGUUUGUGUAGUAGUCUCUACUGUCUACACAAUGUUUUAUGUGGUUGUUAAAAUUAUGAAGGUCUCCUUCAUAGGUUUUGUGGUUGCACUUUUCUAGGUAUUCACUAUCCCUCUUGUUCAUAUAAAAAUGUUUUGUCUCGUUCUGUCAAUGUAUUGUAAAGUGCGAUAGUGACAAAAUAUGUUUUAAGUUAAAGUAGGCUUUAACUUUUUUUUUAUGAAUAAGAGGGUAAAGUUUAUUAGACUGUAUUAAGAAAUUUUAAAUCAGUGAGCGAAACUUGUGGUAACAUAAUGUAUGUGAAACCACAUCGGUGUGGUGAGUAUGAACAUUUGCUGUUACUGCUAGAUUGUAUUUAAAUAGAAUCUUAUUGCACAGACUUAAGAACAUUCAACGUCAACUGUCCUUGUCUCUUCAAGGCGUCAUCCAUCCAAACAAAUAUUUAUUUAAUUACGAUUGCAUUUUAGACAAAUGCAAGUACCAAGUGUUAUUCUAGUCCAUUUGCUAGUCAUAGUAUAUAAUUCCUUUAGUAAAUUAUGAAUUUAAAUGAGAGAAGUUUGUUGUAUCUUGUAGAACUUUACUUAAAUUGUGACUCCUCUUGAAUGGAACUGGUUGAAUGAAUAUAUUUUCUGAAUUAUC